This is a messenger RNA of Propithecus coquereli (Coquerel's sifaka), 1468 nucleotides long. It is a transcript of the gene ACY1, whose product is annotated as aminoacylase 1. Gene Ontology annotation, biological process: amino acid metabolic process. Gene Ontology annotation, cellular component: cytoplasm. The transcript is spliced from 15 exons. NCBI's taxonomy places the organism in Eukaryota, Metazoa, Chordata, Mammalia, Primates, Indriidae. Gene Ontology annotation, molecular function: aminoacylase activity. The record is from RefSeq and is a predicted model, not a curated record. Bases 111 to 1337 code for a protein of 408 amino acids.
GCCUGAGGCCUCACUGAGAUAACUGGAGUCCCAGCCACUGUAGGGGCGGACGCUGGGGGGCGAGUGCGGGCUCGAGAUCAGGAGAAAGCGAGCUCACCACGCGCAGCGCCAUGACCAGCAAGGGUCCCGAGGACGAGCACCCAUCUGUGACGCUCUUUCGUCAGUACCUGCGCAUCCGCACCGUCCAGCCCAAGCCGGACUAUGGGGCUGCCGUGGCCUUCCUUGAGGAGAGAGCCCACCAGUUGGGCCUGAGCUGUCAGAAAGUGGAGGUGGCACCUGGCUAUGUGGUGACCGUGCUGACCUGGCCAGGCACCAACCCUGCACUCUCCUCCAUCUUGCUCAACUCUCACACGGAUGUGGUGCCUGUCUUCAAGGAACAUUGGAGUCAUGACCCCUUUGAGGCCUUCAAGGAUUCUGAGGGCUACAUUUAUGGCAGGGGCACCCAGGACAUGAAGUGUGUCAGCAUCCAGUACCUGGAGGCAGUCAGGAGGCUGAAGGUUGAAGGCCACUCUUUCCCUAGAACCAUCCACAUGACCUUUGUGCCUGAUGAGGAGAUUGGGGGUCACCACGGCAUGGAGCUGUUCGUGCAGCGGCCUGAGUUCCGGGCCCUGAGGGCUGGCUUCGCCCUGGAUGAGGGCCUCGCCAACCCCACUGAUGCCUACACUGUCUUUUAUAGCGAGCGCAGCGUCUGGUGGGUGCGGGUUACCAGCACUGGGAGGCCAGGCCACGGCUCGCGCUUCAUUGAGGACACGGCGGCAGAGAAGCUGCACAAGGUUGUGAGCUCGAUCCUGGCAUUCCGAGAGAAGGAAAGGCAGAGGCUGCAGUCAAACCCCCACCUGAAGGAGGGGGACGUGACCUCCGUGAACCUGACUAAGCUAGAGGGUGGCGUGGCCUAUAACGUGGUACCUGCUUCUAUGAGCGCUGGCUUUGACUUCCGCGUGGCACCGGAUGUGGAUCUAAAGGCUUUCGAGAAGCAGCUGCAUGCCUGGUGCCAGACAGCUGGCGAGGGGGUCACCUUGGAGUUUGUUCAGAAGUGGAUGAAGCCCCAAGUGACAUCUAUUGAUGACUCAGACCCCUGGUGGUCAGCUUUUAGCCGGGUCUUCAAGGACAUGAACCUCACUCUAGAGGCGGAGAUCUUCCCUGCUACCACAGACAGCCGCUAUCUCCGCGCGGUGGGGGUCCCAGCACUGGGCUUCUCACCCAUGAACCACACACCUGUGCUGCUGCACGACCAUGAUGAGCGGCUGCAUGAGGCGGUGUUCCUCCGUGGCAUCGACAUAUAUACACAGCUGCUGUCUGCCCUGGCCAGCGUACCUGCCCUGCCCAGUGACAGCUGAACCGCCAGGAUCCCCAACCUCUCCCCCUGGGGUUUCCAUCCCAACUAGAGCCAAAGACCUUCUCUUCCCCGUGCCCAAUAAUAAAAUCUGUGUGUGGGCAGGGUCUGUCUCUGAAGUACUCCUCACAAGGA